CACACACACACACACACACACAGUCACACAUGCACAUAGAAAGAGGAAACAGUUGGAUAGGAACUCAGAAAUCAUGUGACUGAUGACUAAGUUAAAUUUUUCCUAUUUACUGGAAGGAAGAAUCUGAUGAUUUGUUACCGAUUUUUUUGUUGUUGCAUUUUUAAAGUUUUGGAUCUAUCACAUUAUGUUAUCAUUUAUGCUCUUUUCUACUAUGUUUUCUUCCAUACUUACUGAACCUGAGGAGCAACACUGGACCUGCAGCUCCUCUGAUGCAACCAUUGCUUACACCUACUGUGAUGACAUUAAAUUUCCUAUUUUAGUUAGACCUGAACCCUGUAUAUCAUUGAAAGGCACUGAAGGAUUUUUGCAUAUUUUCUACAUUCCAAGGAGAGAUUUAAAACAAUUAUAUUUCAAUCUCUAUAUAUCUGUCAACUCCAUGAAUUUGCCAAAGCGCAAAGAAGUUAUUUGCCGAGGAGCCAAUGAUGAAUAUUCUUUUUGCAGAGCUCUGAAGGGAGAGACUGUGAAUACAACAAUACCGUUCUCCUUCAGGGGAAUACUAUUUCUUAAGGGCCGAUACAGAUGUGUUGCAGAAGCCAUUGCUGGGCAUACUGAAGAAAAACUCUUUUGUUUGAAUUUUACCAUCACAUACCACCCUCGUCUCAAUUAGAAUAAAUUGAGUAUAUUUUUAUUUUUCAAAA
Messenger RNA from Marmota monax (woodchuck), 698 nucleotides. RefSeq names its product lymphocyte antigen 96 (gene Ly96). Gene Ontology annotation, biological process: detection of lipopolysaccharide; innate immune response; positive regulation of lipopolysaccharide-mediated signaling pathway. The record is from RefSeq and is a predicted model, not a curated record. Gene Ontology annotation, molecular function: lipopolysaccharide immune receptor activity; lipopolysaccharide binding; Toll-like receptor 4 binding. Bases 185 to 667 code for a protein of 160 amino acids. The transcript has 5 exons. Gene Ontology annotation, cellular component: lipopolysaccharide receptor complex. Lineage: Eukaryota; Metazoa; Chordata; Mammalia; Rodentia; Sciuridae.